GGGUGAUAACAAAUUCCAGUGUCAUUUCCUUACAAAAAAAUUGUGAGAUUUUCAGAACUGAGAAACAGAUGCGAAACUGAGCUUUAAACAUGGCCAUCAAACGUGAGUUUGAUAGCAUCAUCACCAUGAAAACAAUCGCCAUGGCUACUCGGAGGAGAAGAAGAAAAGAAAUGUUCCUACAUAGAGACGAGACUAGACACCGUGAUGAUGAAACAACCACUCUAUACACGCCUCAGGGUAUAUAGGUUGGUGAGUCGAGAGACGAUUUUGUUUUAACUUCCAUCAAAACGUAAGUCAUUCAUGAGUUCCAGUCCUUCUUCCUACUCUAGAAAACUGGUUGAACUGCCCUCAGAGCCACGCCCCUGUACCUACCCCUCUGCCUCCAGUUGCCCCACCCGUCACUACAGCCAAUAUCUGCUCGUCAACUUUGUAGAACAACUCCAGCUUGCACCAUGAGCGACAAGGAAGCCAUCUUGAAGCGGAAGCCGUCAGACGAGCAGGAAACAGACGGAACAAAGAAGUCCAAGCUCUCGUUUAACAUCGGACUCAAGAAGUCUCCAGCAGUUGCAACAGAAAACAAGACCUUCAACGCGAAGCCAUUGAUCAAGCCAAAGAUUAGAAUAGCUCCCGUUUCCAUCAAACUUGGAGCAUCGAAACCAAAGGAGCCAGAGAAGAAGAUCUUGAAACCAAGCGGAACAGCAGCCAAAGCCUUUGCAGAUGAAAGUGAUGAAGAUGAAGAGGACAUGCCUCCUGAAGCUAAGAUGAGGAUGAAGAACAUGGGACGGGACACGCCCACGUCGGCAGGACCCAACUCCUUCAACAAGGGCAAGAUGGGAUUCAGCAGCCCCUCCGCCAAAUGGAAGACGCCCCGCCUCAAGAGCAACGCCGAGCACCCUCUCGAAGAGCACGAGGUGGAGGACACGUCAUAGCAUCGAUCGGAAAUGGAGGUUUAUUACAAGACGUGUAUUAUAUUAAUGUACAGAGAG
Messenger RNA from Strongylocentrotus purpuratus (purple sea urchin), 986 nucleotides. Its product is annotated as PEST proteolytic signal-containing nuclear protein. Bases 453 to 929 code for a protein of 158 amino acids. Gene Ontology annotation, biological process: protein ubiquitination; proteasome-mediated ubiquitin-dependent protein catabolic process. The record is from RefSeq and is a predicted model, not a curated record. Gene Ontology annotation, cellular component: nucleus. Lineage: Eukaryota; Metazoa; Echinodermata; Echinoidea; Camarodonta; Strongylocentrotidae. The transcript has 5 exons.